UACUUAAGCAGCUAACUGUGCUUUUUGUUGAUAAAUAUAAUUUUUUAUUUUCUAUUAAAAGACAAAAACUGGAGCUCCCAUUGUGUUUCCAGUUAAAUUACUUACACUUUAUCGCCUGUUUGUCUUUGAUAUUUUCAUUCCUUUCCGCCUUUUCAUUUUUUUAAAAUGGAGGACCAUCCUGGUGUCACAGGACCCAGAAUCCUUUGCUGCGGCCCUGUCGGGCUCGUGCCUGUUAUUUGGGGUCCGGUCACCCCCAGCCCGCCUGUCGAGGACAGAGAUCUGACAGCUGGCGCCCCCGUGCAGGAAACAACCGGCUCCGUGCGGAAUGACGGCUGAACACAACAUCCCUUUCCAGUCGUGGCCCACAGCACUGCACAACAGGCCCACCUCCUCCCCUCUCCUCCUCCUCUCUCCUCCCGCCUCCCCCUGUCUCCCUGCCUCCGAACAAAACCGACGCUUUCCGCGAAUGUGCGAGCUGCCUCCUCACAAGCAGCCAUAAUUGGGAUUAUUCAGGAAUAAUUCGCCUGAUCCCGCCGUGCUGUUUUUGUUUUAUUUUUUUUUUUAAUUUUCUUUAUUUUCUUUCUUUCAGCGUGGCUUCAAUCGCGAGGAGGAGAAGGAGGGGGGGAAUCCUCAUUUUUAUCAGCGGAAUUUAUUUUUAUGGAGGUUUUUUUCUUCUCUCUCUCCUCUCCCCCGGUCUGUCAUGGAGGGCUUUCACUGAGGACCGUUAAGAUGUAGUCCACCUUCGCAGGACAGCCAAAACAAAGACUGCAGAUUGACAGUUCGGGGUACAGGCCCUGCGAUUUUUUCGCCCCGUCCCUCUUGUUUUAUGUUUUUAAACCGAAAGAUGGGGAAUAGAGUCGUAUCGAGGUUGUCGUCUGUGUGGACUAAUUGUCCUGCUGCCACUGGCCAAUAUACACGCCAAGACGAUCCAUUUAGGGGAUGCGCGAUCUUUUUUUCCUGUGGGUGGGUUAUUGUAAAGCAUUGAAAAUCUGACAUCAUUUUGGAUUUAUGAUCCGAGGAACCAAAAAAAGGGAGGAAAAAAAGGUGUUUUUUUGAUUUCUCGCCCUCUGGAGCCUCAUCUUCGACACAAAAGCUGUUUUUCUCGGAUGAUAUUCAAAUGGACACAUCCCUCUCUGUGAGGCUGUGAAAGGGUGGCGGUGGAUGUGUGUGUGUUUUGUAUUUUUUGGGUAAGACAUAUCUCUCAUCAGCAUCACAGCCUCUGAUCACGGAUCGUUUGAUCAGCUGUUGAUUAUUUGACAGUCUCAUGUUUGCUCCAUGUUCCUCGAUUCGGUUACUUUUUUUGCGGUGGAUUGAUGCAUAACAGGUGUUGUUUCCGCCUGAGAGCACCUCCAGGAGCAUGAAUCUUUAUUAUGUGUUUUCCUGUCGAUUUGAUGAACAGUGCAACCAAGCGACUGGGCUCUCACCCUCUUCUGUCUUUGUUUUUAACGGAAGACACACAAAAAAUGAGGGAAUGAAAGGUGGUGAGGCUUCAGACAAAGAGGAAAGAUGAUUCUGUCGUGUAGAAAAGAUCCUUAAGGCCUCUCCUUGUGAAGACGAGAGAGCUGUUGGCGACGACGGCUGUAGGAGGAUCGUUACUGUUGAUAAAGGGCCCAGAUCAGGCAGGCUCUUGUUGAAGGUAAUAGAAUGACUAACCAGAGCUUCGCCAUUGAUGGCCCUGGCGGUUUGGUGGCGAUGGCGGCUUUCCAUGGUGGAAUAGGAACAAGAAGCAGCAGCAGUGAUAACAGCAGCAGCACAGGAAUCUCCUCCACUGAUUUGUCUGCCUACUUCAAACUGAUCUUUUUGGGGCUGAUCAUUUGCGUCAGCCUUGUAGGGAACCUCUUAAUCUCCAUGCUGGUGCUGCGAGACAGGACACUCCACAAGGCUCCAUAUUUCUUUCUUCUGGACCUGUGCCUGGCCGAUGCAGUUCGGUCUGCUGCCUGCUUCCCCUUCGUGCUGGUCUCCGUCCACAACAGCUCUGCCUGGACUUACAGUGCCCUGAGUUGUAAGGUCGUGGCGUUCAUGGCUGUGCUCUUUUGUUUUCACGCGGCCUUUAUGCUGUUCUGUGUGGCUGUCACUCGCUACCUUGCCAUCGCCCAUCACCGUUUCUACGCCAAACGCAUGACCAUCUGGACCUGCGCCGCCAUCAUUUGCAUGGUGUGGACCCUGGCGGUGGCCAUGGCCUUCCCACCUGUCUUCGACGUGGGGACCUACAAGUUCAUCAGUGACGAAGACCAGUGCAUUUUCGAACAUCGCUACCUGAAGAACAACGACACCCUGGGAUUCAUGCUCAUGCUUGCUGUUGUGGUUCUGGCCACCCACGGCUUCUACGCCAAGCUGCUGUUGUUUGAAUACAGACACCGCAAGAUGAAACCUGUCCAGCUAGUGCCAGCUAUUAGCCAAAACUGGACCUUCCACGGUCCUGGGGCCACGGGGCAAGCUGCGGCCAACUGGAUUGCAGGGUUCGGUCGUGGCCCCAUGCCACCCACUCUGCUGGGCAUCAGGCAAAAUUUACACAAUCAGCACCGGCGGCUGCUUGGGAUGGAGGAAGUGAGGUCAGAGAGGAGGCUGGGCAGGAUGUUCUACACCAUCACCUUGCUUUUCCUGGUCCUCUGGGCACCCUACAUCGUGGCGUGCUUCUGGAGGGUCUUUGUCCAGUCAUGCACCAUCCCCCACAGGUACCUUUCCAUCACAGUGUGGAUGAGCUUUGCCCAAGCUGGAGUCAACCCCAUCUUUUGCCUCUUGCUCAACGAGGACCUGAGGAAAGUGCUGAGAGCUCACUUGCCUACCUACUGGAGGACUAAACAACACCUACCCCAAGAUGAGGCCUACUGCAUAAUGUGAGAACAAGCAAGGUGAACAAAGGGGGAAGCUCUUAAGUUUUAAGAUAAAUUUAGAGAGCCGUUAUAUUGUAAAGCUGUUGGUUUAAUGUCCAGUUUUGUUGUUUUGCACAACAAAGUCCAGUUUUCCUUCAAUGCCGGCACAGUGCCAAGCUUUGGAGAACGACAUUUGAAUAAAUGUGUGCUGCACAGGUUUGGAAAGGGCAAUAAAAAGAAGAACCUUUGUAACUCUUUGAGCGUAUAUAUUUCUGAUGUUGUACUGUUUCAUUACUUGUUUGGAACAAUUCAACAACCACCACUCCGACAAAGUGUGACACAUGCCAUUCUGAAAUAACGUUGCCUUAUUUAUGACGGACACGCCCGAGAGCUUUCACCUGAGAACUAGUUUGUGCCGCACGCGCGGGCACCGCAAAAACCCAAACCUUUGAAGAAAUGUGCAGUGGAUUGUGACUGUAGGGGGGGUGUCAAUCUGAUCGGAGGGGCGAUUGCUCCGAAACACAUCAAAGAACUCAAACGGAAAGGGGCGAUCAGACCACCUUGGACGCCUUUUCAUGUAAUUCAAGGAAGACUGAUGAAUAUUAAACAGACCCAAUACAUUUGGAUACAUUUAAAUAGCUGUUGUAAACCCAAAAAACCCUUACAUGCUUGUUUUUUUGUUUCCUUUUAUAGGACUUGAUUUAGGGCGUGUCAGGUUUCUUUGUAUCAUGAAAAAAAUGCCUGUUUUUGCUUUAUUUGUAAAGGAAACAUGUUAAGCAGAUGACACUAUUUUGAGAUAUGGCUUGAUUUCAUAUUGUAUAGACUGUACAGGAAUGCACAUUCCUAAUUGUGUGUUUUUAUAUGACAUUUCUGUGUAUGUGUGAGGGGAAAACGUGUAGAGACAAGACAGAGAGGGGGAAGCAGAAAAAGACUGACAGACAUGAUGAUAACACAGGCUCCAGUCACACUGGGUCCCAAUGAAAGUAGCCUACUUUAUGUUGUCGAAAAAAUCAUGCAAAAAUCAGCAACUAUGAUUUGGAAAAUUAUCAUUUCUCCAAAUUGGAUAUGUGAUGUGAUUUUUUUUCUUUUUUUGAAAAAGCUUUGUGCAAGUAAAUGUGAAACACAAGGAUAAUGAGAUGGAGACUGAUGGAUUGUAACACUUGUAUAUCGCAAACAGAAAAAUGGGAUUUAAUGACUUGAAUAAUGAUGUAUGUAUAUGACAUCAUUUAAAAAAAAUGAGCAAAAUGUAUGUGUAUUUGCAAAUGAUGGCCCUGGGAAUGUUUUAAAGUACUGUACUGUUAUUGUAUAUGACUAAAAGGGGAAGUGGCACUAACUUUGAAGGAAACAGGAGCAUCUCACUUUUCCUCCUCAGUAUAAAUGUCACAAUUUAAGCGUCUGGAUCAAAUCUGAACUACUGCAGGCCAGUGUGUGAAAACGGGCUGAGGUUACACCCAAAUUACAAUUCAUGUAACGCAAAUGUUUGACCGCCAGGACCUUUUUUGGCAUAGAUAUAUAUGUGCAGUCAAUUUUCUUAAUGUGGACACUUGCACAGCAUACUGUACUAGCAUGCAUUCCACUGCGGUUCAUAGAUUCAGGACUGGUCAUUGCAGCUUGUACAAAUGUUGGCGUGGACGAAGAAUUGAGAAAAAAGCAAGAAGUGGCCCAUAAUUUUUACAUCUAGCAUUCCUUGGCGAGAUGAUAUUCUGUAACUGUACAGUUUAACUGAGGAGGUUCUUUUGCCCUCUCAUCAAUAAAGACUCUACUUUUGAUGAAUUCUUAA
Oryzias melastigma (Indian medaka) is the source of this 4593-nucleotide messenger RNA. RefSeq names its product probable G-protein coupled receptor 173. Gene Ontology annotation, biological process: G protein-coupled receptor signaling pathway. Lineage: Eukaryota; Metazoa; Chordata; Actinopteri; Beloniformes; Adrianichthyidae. The coding region runs from base 1645 to 2841 and encodes 398 amino acids. The record is from RefSeq and is a predicted model, not a curated record. Gene Ontology annotation, molecular function: G protein-coupled receptor activity. Gene Ontology annotation, cellular component: plasma membrane. The transcript has 2 exons.